Messenger RNA from Neogale vison (American mink), 3442 nucleotides. RefSeq names its product neural cell adhesion molecule 2 (gene NCAM2). Gene Ontology annotation, biological process: cell adhesion. Gene Ontology annotation, cellular component: membrane. The record is from RefSeq and is a predicted model, not a curated record. The transcript has 18 exons. Lineage: Eukaryota; Metazoa; Chordata; Mammalia; Carnivora; Mustelidae. Gene Ontology annotation, molecular function: protein binding. Bases 92 to 2605 code for a protein of 837 amino acids.
UCUAGCUGGGGCGGCCGUGGCAGCGGAAGGUUCUCUCUCCAGGGCUGGACUUAAUAACUUUGGAACUGUCCUCCAGUGUCACGUCCUGAACAUGAGCCUCCUCCUCUCCUUCUACCUGCUCGGGUUGCUUGUCAGUAGCGGGCAAGCUCUUCUUCAAGUGACAAUUUCACUUAGCAAAGUAGAGCUUAGUGUGGGUGAAUCUAAAUUCUUCACAUGUACAGCAAUUGGUGAACCUGAGAGUAUAGAUUGGUAUAAUCCUCAAGGAGAGAAGAUCAUUUCAACACAGAGGGUAGCAGUGCAAAAGGAAGGUGUCAGAUCACGACUGACCAUCUACAACGCAAAUAUAGAGGAUGCAGGGAUUUAUCGUUGUCAAGCAACAGAUGCCAAAGGACAGACACAAGAAGCUACAGUUGUUUUGGAAAUUUACCAAAAACUCACUUUCAAAGAAGUGGUAUCUCCUCAAGAAUUCAAACAAGGAGAGGAUGCCGAAGUGGUUUGCCGCGUUAGCAGCUCACCGGCCCCUGCUGUCAGCUGGUUGUAUCAUAAUGAGGAAGUCACCGCUAUUUCCGACAAUCGCUUUGCUAUGCUAGCUAACAAUAAUCUGCAGAUUCUCAACAUCAAUAAAAGUGAUGAAGGUAUAUACCGAUGUGAAGGAAGAGUGGAGGCUAGGGGAGAAAUUGACUUCCGUGAUAUCAUCGUUAUUGUUAAUGUGCCGCCAGCAAUCACAAUGCCUCAGAAAUCCUUUAAUGCCACAGCAGAGAGAGGAGAGGAGAUGACAUUAUCUUGCAGGGCCUCUGGCUCCCCUGAGCCCUCCAUCUCCUGGUACAGGAAUGGCAAGUUCAUUGAAGAAAAUGAAAAGUACAUAUUGAAGGGAAGCAAUACAGAACUCACUGUCAGGAACAUAAUUAAUAGUGAUGGGGGUCCUUAUAUCUGCAGGGCCACAAAUAAAGCAGGAGAAGAUGAAAAGCAGGCAUUUCUCCAGGUCUUUGUACAGCCUCACAUAAUACAGCUUAAAAAUGAGACUACGUAUGAGAAUGGUCAAGUCACACUUAUAUGUGAAGCAGAAGGGGAGCCUAUACCAGAAAUCACUUGGAAAAGAGCAGUAGAUGGCAUCACAUUUUCUGAAGGAGAUAAGAGCCCAGACGGCCGUAUCGAAGUCAAAGGGCAGCAUGGAAGCUCCUCGCUGCAUAUUCAAGAUGUGAAGUUGUCAGAUUCAGGGAGAUAUGACUGUGAAGCUGCGAGUAGGAUUGGAGGGCACCAAAAGAGCAUGUACCUUGAUAUUGAAUAUGCUCCCAAGUUUAUAUCAAACCAAACAAUUUAUUACUCUUGGGAAGGAAACCCAAUCAAUAUAAGCUGUGAUGUGAAAUCUAAUCCACCAGCAUCAGUCCAUUGGAGAAAAGAGAAAUUAGUCCUGCCAGCUAAAAACAUCACUAAUUUAAAGACAUAUAGUGCAGGGAGAAAGAUGAUAUUAGAGAUAGCACCUACAUCUGACAAUGACUUUGGACGAUAUAAUUGCACAGCCACUAACCGUAUAGGAACAAGAUUUCAAGAAUAUAUUCUUGCUUUGGCUGAUGUGCCAUCCAGUCCCUAUGGAGUGAAGAUUAUAGAGCUGUCACAGACCACAGCCAAGGUUUCUUUCAACAAGCCGGACUCCCAUGGAGGUGUGCCUAUUCAUCACUAUCAAGUGGAUGUCAAAGAAGUGGCAUCAGAAACCUGGAAAAUAGUACGCUCCCAUGGAGUUCAAACAAUGGUUGUUUUGAGCAACCUGGAACCAAAUACAACUUAUGAAAUCAGGGUUGCAGCAGUAAAUGGAAAAGGGCAAGGAGACUACAGCAAAAUAGAAAUUUUCCAGACAUUACCAGUCCGUGAACCAAGUCCUCCAGCCAUACAUGGGCAGCCAAGCAGUGGAAAGAGCUUUAAACUAAGUAUCACCAAACAGGAUGAUGGAGGGGCCCCUAUUUUGGAAUACAUUGUCAAGUAUAGAAGUAAAGAUAAAGAAGAUCAGUGGCUAGAGAAAAAAGUGCAGGGAAAUAAAGACCACAUUAUUUUGGAGCAUCUACAGUGGACAAUGGGGUAUGAAGUUCAAAUUACAGCUGCCAAUAGAUUGGGAUAUUCAGAACCAACAGUCUACGAGUUCAGCAUGCCACCAAAGCCAAACAUUAUUAAAGAUACGCUUUUUAAUGGUCUUGGGCUUGGAGCAGUCAUUGGCCUGGGCGUGGCGGCGCUCUUGCUAAUCCUUGUGGUAACGGACGUCAGCUGCUUCUUUAUUAGACAAUGUGGGUUAUUGAUGUGCAUCACGAGGAGAAUGUGCGGGAAGAAAAGUGGCUCUAGUGGGAAAAGUAAAGAACUCGAAGAAGGCAAAGCUGCAUACCUGAAAGAUGGAUCAAAAGAACCAAUAGUGGAGAUGAGGACAGAGGAUGAAAGAAUCACUAAUCAUGAGGAUGGGAGCCCAGUAAAUGAGCCAAAUGAAACCACACCACUAACAGAACCUGAAAAAUUGCCUUUAAAAGAAGAAAAUGGUAAAGAAGUCUUAAAUCCAGAAACUAUAGAAAUUAAGGUUUCUAAUGACAUCAUACAAUCAAAAGAAGACGACAGCAAAGCAUAACACCAAGAUCACAAAGGCUUGAACAAUGCUACACAGAGCAUUUGGAUUGCAGUGACCCUAUGACCAAAACUAUUCCAUUGACCUUAAUUUCUUGGGAAACUUCUAGCUUGGAAUAGCUUGUACACAUAUACAUAUGAUCAAAUAUUCCUGCCCAUGGUCCAUUACCUUUUGUUGUUGUUGUUAUUGUUGUUGUUUAUUUUGUUAUGAAUUUCAAUAUAGAGACCUGACUGGCACCAACUCUUGGGUAUCAAUUUGAUUCUGUGAUUGAAAUACUGCAAUUUGUUAUACAGUUAAAAGUGCUCUGUUUCUUUAGGACUAUAUAUUUCAUCCAACAACCUCUCCAACAAAUUAGGGUUUAAGAAUCAACAAAAGAAAACAAAAGCUUUGUGAGCUAAAUGUAUAAGAAAGCCCUGCAUGUUUUUCAUACUAUCUUGGACAAACAGAUUAUUAACAUGGAUUUCAGUUUAAGAUGAAAACAGUUAAUAAAGGGUAUACUUUUUAUCAGGAGAAUUUCAGGGAACUUGGGCUUGAAGGAGCCAUUAUCUAUAGCAGAUAUUAAAAAUUGAGAGAAAUUUUGGAAAAAUUCUUUUAAAGUUAUAGUUACAGUGCUACUUCAAUGUUAAUUUUUGAUAGACUGAAGUGCCAGAUCAAAAUUGUUACCCAUUUGAAUGAAUACUAGUUGUGUGUAAAAUUAGAUUAGAAAGAUUCCGUAAAUCUCUCUCUUUAUAUAUGCCAUAAUCACUCACAAUGGAUUACACAAGAAAAUGUAUUGCAAGUGAAAAUAAUAUUGAUUUCUGCCCUCAGCUUCAAAUAAAGUAAAUUGAAAUGGUAACAAUA